ACGCUGCACAUAUGUAUGCAAAUGUGUUGUCUGUAUUUCUGCUUUUCCACCGAAGCGGCGUCGUUGUUGUCUGAAUGUGUGUGUGUGCAAAAGUGUGAAAUAUAGUUGUUUUUUUUUUUAAGUUUUGUGACAAAUCCUUAACACAGUUGCCCCUCUCUACUUAUCAAAAAGGAAACCUUUGUGAAUAGUGUGCGUACAUGCAUUUGUGUGAUUGUGUGUGGUAGGGCAGCAGCAGCAGCGACGCUGGCGCCAUUAAGCUGCACCUCAGCUGCAACGCCCACUGACUGUUUCUUUAGCAGGAAGAGUAAGAAGUGCAUGUGUGGUAGCUACUCUCUCUGUCUUAAUGUUUCUGCUGUCUUGAUAGUUUAAAUGUGAAAAGUUCAAUAGAAAUCAUUGCGUCUGCGCCUCCAUUAUCGCACCCUGGCCUUGGCUACAAGUAAGAAAGAAACAAAAACAAUGAAGAUGAGCAGAAAAAAGGAACAGCAACAUCAAAUUCGAAUGAACUCAAAAGGGCAACAACAAACGGGACCACACACUAACACAAGUGUAGGAUAGAGCAGGGCACCAAACCGGUUCUAAGACACUUCUUAAAAAAACAUCAAUAUUUUUGUGGUGUCAGUACCAAAAAACUGGCAUAAUUUGCAUCCUAGUGAGGAGGAGGGGAAAGAAUGGGGUAAAAUAUUGUGGCUGCCCACACGCAAGGAUACACUCAAUGGACUAAGAUUUGUGACGUUCCAACGCCCACACACUCAAACUAUACUCUCGUUAACUCUUUCAUAUAUCAACAUGCAUACAUACAUGCAUGUAGAAAUGUAAUUUUGCAGGCAGCCAAGGUGACAACGCACAACUGGUGCUUGUUACAUAAAAACCAGCCUCGCCCACUUCGUCAUAAUUAACAUAAUAAUCAACGUGGUCAUCGACAUCAUCAUCUUUGAGUAAGUGCCAGAAGCAGCAGUAGCAGCAUCAGCAUCGCAAGCAUCAGCCGCCAAAAACACGAAGUGAAGCAUCUAUAACAAAAGCAGCCCAACUGAGGGGCAGGGGGAGUGGAAACGUCAGCGUCAUGAGCGUCUUCGAUGAUUUCCAACGUUUGUGGAUGCAACGAUUCCCACAGAGCACACUCUCCGAUGCCUGGGAGCAGGAUGUACGCGCCUCCCUUGAGCGGCAUCGUCUAAAGAUCGCAGAACUGAGCAAGGAGCUCGAACAGGAGACGCUUUAUGUGGAGUAUCUGGAACGGUUGCUCUCCGAUGUAGAAAAGUAUCGCGCCUCCGGCGGAGAUCCAACGGCGCUAUUCGAGGCGGCCAGCGGGAGUGAGAGUAGUAGUAAUGGCGCAACCACAUCUGCAGCUGCCGUGGAAAAAGAGUUCAAAUCUAGCUUAAAUCUGCGCGAGUCAUCGUCGUUGGCGGUGGCUGGGAGCAAAGACAAGGAUCGGCUCUCGCUCAACACAGAUAACAAAUACACUCACACAUCGAAUGCCGCUGGCAGCAGCUGUAGGGCAGGUGGAAAUGCAGGUGGGGGAAUAAUAGGAAAUGGGAGUGGAAAGGGGUCAGGAAGCAGUGGGUUGAACUCGGCCCCGUCCGCGGGCGGAAAACUCGGUGUGGAGCACCGCUUCGAGCGGGAGGAUAGAGACAAAGACAGCGGUAACGAGAAGGAUGCCAAUGGAGCCCUGCAGCAAUGCAUCACGGAGCUGGCGGCGUCAAUCAAACCCCAACCACUGGAGGGCGUUGAGGCGGAGCGGGAGUUAUCCGCGAGGUUGCCGUUACACAAGUCCUCAUCGCAGUACAUAACUGUCAUUCAGGUCAAGGAGGCCAAAGACAAAGAGGGCGAUGAGGCAACCAUGUCUUCAGCCAACGACCAGCAGCAGCAACAGCAGCCGACACCACCAUCUACAUUUUCCCGCUAUGCGGGAGAAGGAGCUGGACUGGGCGCAGAGCCCUCGGCUCCGCCCCUGUCGCCAUCAUUGACUUCGUAUGCGGGUCAUGUGGAAGCCAAGAAGAAAAUGCCACCCAGACCUCCUCCAAAGAAUAUUCGACGCGUAGAGCCGCCCACCAUUCCCAGCCAGCAGUAUCACCAGCUGUCGUCGUCGCCGAAGCAGGAGACGCCGGUAUAUGUGGGUAGCACCAUCGCCCCGCCCAGCAGCUCUGGCGGCAGCCUCUCCUCGGACAGUCCGGGCAACUCACUGGAGCGCAACAUUAAACCCUCGGACAUCCUCAGGCAAAAGUCGUCGGAGAACCUGGACGCCAAGUACGUGACCAACAGGAAGACCACGCCAGAGCUGGGGAAGUUCGUCACCAACCCGGAGCUGAUGGAGGAGCUGGGCCGUAAAAUGGUCGGCAAGAUGGACAGCCUGGAGCAUGCCAAGCGUAGUGAGGCAUCUUUUGGCUCCGUCAGCGGUGGAUGUAGCAGCCUUGGGCGUACCUCGUCCACGCCAGGAAGAACUCUAAAUCCGGGACGCACUGGAGCGGGAACAGUAGGCGCGUCGCCGACACGCUGCCUAAACAAAACGGCGAAACUGGCGGUGGCCGACAGCAGCUCCACGAGCAGCCUCGAGAAGAAGUCGCGCAGCUCCCUGCAGGCCAGCGACGGAGGAGGAGCGAAUCAAUGCAGUGUUGGCUCUAAGGAAUCACUAGCAUCACAAGGCAUAUCGGAAGUUAUCAAGAGCUAUGAGAGUGUGUCCUCGCUGAGUUCGGAGAGUGCCAAGGCGCCGGCGUCGGGGCCCCAUCAGUCGCCCGCGGACCACGAACCAUACUAUGACAGCGUUCCACUGGAUAAUGGCGACGGCGAGUACGUUUUCAUCAAGCCCGGUCGCACCGGGUCCUCGUCGAGUCGUGACGACCUGUCUACGCCUGGCAGCAGCACCUUGCCCAUGGCCCAGGUCUUGAGCACUCAGACGAGUGUGGUGGAUCCCGAAUCUCCUGGUCGUACCUCCAACUAUGUGAACAUCGAUUACUUUCUUCAACAGAGCAAUGAAACCCGCUCCAGUUCACUGGACAGCGAUGGCGAGUACGAGGGGCCGCCCAUACUACGCACCAUUUCACACGACGAGCAGACCACAUCACAAAUCACGCCAGGUGCACUGCGCAAGAACUUAGUUUCAGCGAUACUCGUGUGUGGGAAUGCGCGGGGUGCAAAGAUUCGAUCCAUCUUGAGCUCAAUCAUACACAGCGAGACGAUCUACGUGGAGUGCCUCAACAAGAUGAUGCAGUAUAAGAAGGCGAUCCAUGCGACGCUGGGUACAUCACAGCCUGUGAUUAAAGAGGAGGAGGAGAACACGAUUUUUUUCAAGAUCGAUGAGCUUUACGAGGUGCACACCGCCUUCCUUGGCGACUUGAAGACUAUUGUGUCCCAUGAGGGCGGCGAUGUGCUGAUUGGGGAGGCCUUCAAGCGGCUAGCGGACAUGUUCGAGCUGUACAGCGCUUUCCUGCACAACUACGGCCAGGCCAUUGAAACUGUGAAGAAGUGCAGCGCCAGCAACCCGCAAUUCAAGAAGAUCGUCUCAACGAUCGUCGUAAACCUGCAGACGGAGCAGUCGCUUACGCUGGAGGAUCUGCUGCACAAGCCGGUAGCCAGGGUGCAGAUCAACGCUAUGGUCUUCAACGAUCUGCUCCGCGAGACGGCAGCCAACCAUCCGGACCACCAGCCGCUGCGGCAGGCCCAAAAGAUCAUACAGAUGUUCCUCAACCAGUUCAACGUCUGCCAGCGGCUGCCUACGGAGUCAAACCGCAACCUGAGGCGCAUGGUUCGCAACUCCUUCAUCGUGGAGUUGGUGGACGGUCAUCGCAAGCUGCGGCAUCUUUUCCUCUUCAAUGACGUGAUCGCGUGCGCCAAGUACAAGGCCCUGGGUAGGGAUCGCAUUGACUACGAGCUCAAGUGGUUCAUACCACUCAAGGAUAUCACCGUAUACGAGGAGGCGUACAGCGCGGCGGAACUCAAGGAAUCUAGUCCUGCGAACAUUUCGCAAGUAAAGCGCAACCUGCGCUCGGUGCGCGACCAGCUCAUCCUGGAGGCCAAUGGAGUGCGCACCGGCGACAAGUACCGACGCAAGCUGGCCGAUCUUGAGUCGCAGCUGGUGCUGGCCACGCCCAAUCUGGUUCUGCGCCUGGGGAACAAGGCCAACAAUAAGACUGUUACCUUCUUCCUCAGCUCGGACUUUGAGCGGACGCAGUGGAUGGACUCGAUCACAUCGCUCAAGCAAAAGUGCAAUCUGCCCGGAGCCAAUACCAUCAACUCGCUGGAGGUCACCGCCUUCAUUGUUGCAAUGCAGAAGGGCAUGAAAACUGAAAUGGGUUCGUAUCUGAUGCGCAACACCAACGACGAAAGCCUUCUCGUCGGCGACCUUCACAUGACCGUCCAGGGCCUGGGCGGGCUCGAGCAGCCGGCGGAUCUUUAUAUCUGCGUCGAGGUGGAUUCGUAUGGGCACUACUUCCGCAAGGCCACAACCAAGUUGAUCUGCCGCAGCCAGACGCCGCUGUGGAAUGAGAGCUUUAUGUUGGAGCUGGAGGGCAGCCAGAAUGUACGCAUCCUGCUGUAUGAGGCGAAAGACCGCCCUCUGCUGAGAGCCAAACACAUACUGAAGUUGAGCCACAACUGGCUCAAGGAGACAACCCAGAUACGCACAAUCAAGUUAAGCGAGACCCUGGAACUGACCUGCAGCUUCCGUUUCGUGCCCGGUGAGCUGUGCCGUGCCACCACGAAGCCAGGCGCCCUCUUUGGAGCCAAAAUGAGUCAAGUAUUAAAACGCGAGAAACGCGACAUUCCGUUCAUCAUUAGUGCCUGCAUACGGGAGGUGGAGCGACGUGGAAUGUUGGAGGUGGGCUGUUAUCGCGUCAGCGGCUCUGCUUCGGAUCUGUCCAAGCUGAAGAAGGCCUUUGAGUCGGAUGCCUAUGAGGCGGAGCAGCUGCUGCGCGAGGUUGACAUCCACUCGGUGACAGGCAUUCUGAAGACAUUCCUGCGCGAACUCCCCGAAGCCUUGUUCACGGAUCAGCUUUAUCCGCGCUUCUUUGACACAUUCAGCACCCUGAGCAACAACAACGAGUCUACACGCAUCAACGAGUUGCUAAAGGUGUUUGAGGAGCUGCCGCAGGCCAACAAGGCAUCGAUCUCUCUGAUCCUGGAUCAUCUGAUAAGAGUCCACGAAAAGGAGGCCGAUAACAAAAUGUCCCUGCACAAUCUGGCCAUGGUCUUUGGGCCCACCCUUAUAAGGCCGGGACAAACGCAGGUGAAGCAGAAGGAUCCCUUGGCGGCCAGCACUGUGGAUGUGAUGGCUCAGGCCGGGAUACUCUAUUGCUUUCUGCAGGCGCGCAUUAAGAAUUAGAACUAGGCAGGGACCCGACAUACAAAGGAUUGGAGUGGAUGAUAUAUAUAUAUAGCUUUUUAUCACGCUUUUUUAUAUAGAAGUAGCACGCGUGCAUGAAAUCUUGUCGAAAUCACACGCCAAACCCUGUCCCCACACCCCAAUCCAUCCCAAAAACAGUAAAACACACGCAAUUACAUGAAAAUGCGCUGCUAAUUGUAUAUACCCGGAGAAAAGGAACGGUAGCGGAAGCUGUCAAAGUAUUUACGGAUUUCAAAAAGAGAAACUUACUAAUGAAUGAACAAAUUUACACAACUGCUCAAUGACGGUGACUGGAGAGGCACACACUCAUACACUGCACAUAUUCAAGUGUCCAGCACUUAAGUUGAUCCACCUCCUCUUCCACCAGCAACACAGUCACUGUCCUUGCCUUUGACCCACUACCAAGGCUUACUUAUGUAGCUUCUUGCUUGUAUACUCGUCGUACAUAUGAUAUCUAUAAAGAUAUCUAUAUAUAUAUAUAUAUACGCAUAUAGAUGAUAUGCUUCAGCUUUAUACAUAUGUAUACACCAAACAUGGGAGAGCGUUAUGCACACGAUCGGAUCCCCGUGCCCCAUUCCCUGUAACUCGUGGCACGUGUUUCUGCCAUCCGCCUCCCUCUAGCGUACUGCAACAAUUGCAACACCCACAAAAAUACUUUUUCAAUAUUAAAAGUAUAUACUUCCAUAUAUAUAUAUAAAUAUUAAUUCCAAUACGUAUGACUAUAGUUACCGAAAUGCAGGAUGAAGAUUGAUUGGCGAUGGUGCGCGGCUUUUGAGUAUGUGUAUGCUUACAUAAAGUUUUGUUUUUUUUUCUUCGUCUUAUUUUACUUUAAUUGUUUAGGUUUAUAUAAAAAAAGGGUAAAAUAAAAUAUAUUCUAUUUAGAAA
Messenger RNA from Drosophila pseudoobscura, 6217 nucleotides. RefSeq names its product Rho GTPase activating protein at 1A (gene RhoGAP1A). The transcript is spliced from 13 exons. Gene Ontology annotation, biological process: positive regulation of GTPase activity; signal transduction. NCBI's taxonomy places the organism in Eukaryota, Metazoa, Arthropoda, Insecta, Diptera, Drosophilidae. Gene Ontology annotation, molecular function: guanyl-nucleotide exchange factor activity; GTPase activator activity. Gene Ontology annotation, cellular component: membrane. The coding region runs from base 1061 to 5311 and encodes 1416 amino acids. The record is from RefSeq and is a predicted model, not a curated record.